AUGGCUUGUGCUGUGGAGAGUCUCCGUGAAAAACAUGAGCUGAGUUCCUGGAUACAGCAGUCUUUUAAACAUUAUGUUACGCAAGAAGCUAAGCAACACUUCAACGACUAUGACAAAGAUGGUGAUGGAUUAGUGUCUUGGAAAGAGUAUAAUAUGCAAAUGUAUGAUCGUGAAAUUGAUUUUGAUGAGAACACUGUCCUGGAGGAUCAAGAAGAAGAAUCAUUUCGACAGGAGAAAAAGCGUUUUGAAAAAGCUAAUAGAGAUAAUGUCCCUGAUCUAAAUGUGGAUGAAUUUGUUGCUUUUGAACAUCCUGAAGAGGUGGAGUAUAUGACGGACUUUGUCAUUCAGGAGGCUUUAGAAGAACAUGAUAAAGAUGGUGAUGGAUUUGUUAGCCUGGAAGAAUUUCUUGGUGAUUACAGAAGAGACCCAACUGCAAGGGAAGAUCCAGAAUGGAUACUUGUUGAGAAGGAUCGGUUUGUGAAUGACUAUGACAAGGAUAACAAUGGAAAACUGGACCCUCAAGAGCUGUUGUCUUGGAUAGUACCUAAUAAUCAGGGUAUUGCACAAGAGGAGGCUCUUCACCUUAUUGAAGAAAUGGAUUUGAACGAUGAUAAAAAGCUUUCUGAAGCAGAAAUUCUUAAGAACCAGGAUUUGUUUCUUAACAGUGAAGCAACGGAUUAUGGCAGGCAGCUUCAUGAUGAACGUUUCUACCAUGAAGAACUUUAGAUUAUUUAUUUCGUAAUCUGUUUUUCUUCCCUUUCUUUCAUUUGGAGCUUUUGUUAAAAGCACCCAUCAGCUAUGUUGCAAGUUUUAUGCUGUAAUUACAGUACAGUAAUGUUUGUGUAAAUAAUUUGCAUUCAAAAUUUAAUUGCCCUUCUGCAGACUUCCUUGGGCCUCUUCUAGCCUUGAAAAUUAAUCUUAAAUACUUCCAAAAUUAUAGAGUGUUGGGAAAUAAAUUACUUCUGGGUAGUACUGUAUUGUGAAGAGUUGUUCUACUGUACUUGAAGAAAAUGGAGAAUCUAAAUGAUUCUGAAAGAAUGCAAAACAGUAACUGAGAGACUACUAUUUUUUCUAAUCAGUUUAAUUAGGACAGGGAGUUGAGAAGAUGGGGGGACGUUUAGAGUCAGUAUUAACUGUGUUCUAUUUAAUACUUUUGGAGUGCCUCAAUUGUUUAAGAGGUUUCUACUUAACUUUAAAUGGUUUCUAUACUGUGUUUUAUUGUAUCAUAAAACUUGCUAUUUUUACAUCUAUAGACAAUAAUAAUUUUUAAUGUACAAUUCUACAGCAUUAGCAAUACAAUGGUAUUUUACAGUGUUAAGAGCCUCUUCAUUUGUUGGAUUAAAACUUAACAUAUUCU
Messenger RNA from Cariama cristata (Red-legged seriema), 1357 nucleotides. RefSeq names its product reticulocalbin 2, EF-hand calcium binding domain (gene RCN2). Lineage: Eukaryota; Metazoa; Chordata; Aves; Cariamiformes; Cariamidae. The transcript has 6 exons. Gene Ontology annotation, molecular function: calcium ion binding. The record is from RefSeq and is a predicted model, not a curated record. The coding region runs from base 1 to 726 and encodes 241 amino acids. Gene Ontology annotation, cellular component: endoplasmic reticulum.